Molecule: messenger RNA, 957 nt
Organism: Lycium ferocissimum
Lineage: Eukaryota; Viridiplantae; Streptophyta; Magnoliopsida; Solanales; Solanaceae
Product: bZIP transcription factor 11-like
Exons: 1
Coding region: 29-697 (222 amino acids)
Biological process (GO): positive regulation of DNA-templated transcription
Cellular component (GO): nucleus
Molecular function (GO): DNA-binding transcription factor activity; transcription cis-regulatory region binding
Source: RefSeq, a predicted model, not a curated record
CACCCCCCCCUAUAAGAAAUUUCCGACCAUGUUGUCCACUAUUCCGGCCACUAUUCUGUCCUCCGACGGACUUUUUCCGAACACCCUUCCUUCUUUUUCCGAUGAUUUCACUUCAUGGGAUUAUUUUGAACCGGCUUUUACCUCCUUUGAACAAGGGGUAGAAUCGGUAUUUUUAGCCAUGCAAUCCCCAGCCCCUGAACCUGUAACUCCACAUGACUCCGGUUCAGGCUCUGACAAAUCUAAACCCGAUUCUCCUAAUUCUAGCUUCGGUUCUGACGAACCGAACCUGAAUAACAAUGAUUGCCUGAAUGCCGGCUCUGAUGACUUGACUAUAAACGAGAGAAAGCGAAAGCGUAUGAUUUCGAACCGCGACUCAGCCAGGCGGUCCCGCAUGCGGAAGCAAAAACACUUGGAGAACAUGAGGAGCCAAGCGAACCAGCUUAAAGUCGAAAACCGGGAUUUAUCGAACCGGGUUCACUUAGUAACCGGCCAUUGCCAACUUGUUCAGAGAAACAACGAGAUGCUAAGAACCGAAUCGAUUUUACUCCAACAGAGACUCGAGAAUAUACGUCAAAUUUUACUAGCACGGCAACUUCAGCAACAAUUGUACAAUUCCUCUGCAUGGCCAUGCAAUAUGAAUUACGUGGAACAAAGACCACAAAUGAUCUUUAAUCAACCUAUAAUAAAUCAUCAUUAAAAUUAAACAUGCUUGCUUCUCGUAAGCACUAUAUAUUAAACAUGGAUGUUCCAAAAGAGAUUUCUCUCUCUCUCUCUCUCUCUCUCUCUCUCGUUCUUGUAAAUUAAAAGAUGUUAAUAGAAUAAAAUCGUCUCUAGACUAUAGGAGUUUUGAGGUUGUGGGAAACCAAAUGGCGGUUUUAUUUUUUAAGCAAAAACCAGAGUCAUUAUGGUGUGUACUAAAAGUCAAAGAGACGACAUAUUGUUUGGCUUAUUCUAUAU